GUUGGGAGCAGGACAACCUCAUGGCAGAUACUUCAAGAAUGUCUCGAAAAGCCAGCGGACUUGAUGAAUUUGUAGUGCUUGUUUUUGGUUGCACCUCGUAUUGCUGGAUCGCCAGGGCACGGACGCACCCCGCCUAAAUUUCCCGUCUCGCAGCUCACAAUAUUCUGCGCCAGGCCGUGCGACAUUCGUCUCAUCUCGACCCAGCAUCAGACAUGCCCAAAACAGACGAGGGCGCCGCUCUAGGCCAUGCGUCGUUCUGGGACGAGCGGUACGCGAAAGCGGCUGACAGUUCCAAACCCACGCACGAAUGGUUCCGAGACUUUGAGUCAUUGGAACCUUUCUUCUCCAAACACCUGUUCGCAAUUCGAAAAGCAGAGUCACAGCCGAAAAUACUGCAUCUUGGAAGUGGAGACAGUACGAUCCCAUACGACCUACUGAAGAGAGGAUACGCAAACCAAAUAUGUCUUGACUUCUCGACUGUUGUGGUCGAUCUCAUGAAGUCGAGGCAUGCACAGGAAGUGGGUGUACAAUGGCUGAACGGUGACGUGAGAGACAUGAAAGACUUCGAGUCGAAAAGUAUCGACGUCGCAUUUGACAAGGGCACACUUGAUGCCAUGAUCUUUGGGAGUCCAUGGAGUCCUCCGAGUGAGGUUAUGGACAAUAGUGGGAGAUACAUGUCUGAGGUUCACCGUGUGCUUAAAGACGAUGGCUUCUUCUUGUACAUCACGUACCGACAACCCCACUUCGUCAAACCUAUUCUCAACCGCGACAACGAGUGGGAUCUUGAGAUGGAAGUUAUGGGGGGCGGCGAUAGCUUCGAGUACUACGGUUACCUCCUCAAAAAACAUUCAUGAAGCUAUAUAGACACGACCAGCGAUACUACUCAUCUUCGAUUCAGUUGUCAAACGACUGGCACAGACCGCUAACAGUGUAGAUGCAAAUCGAUAUCGUCGGUCAUAAGUAAGACUUCCCCAAUGUAUGGAUUUUCGAGGCGUUCCUAUAUAUGAAGUGACAGACACCGGCGACGUCAUGUUAACAGGUAAUAGCAUCAACCAAAUGUUCUAGGCGUCCAUUGACAAAUUCAUCGACUUUGUCCGUGCAAAUGAACUAGCAUGAUUGGACAACAUACCCGGAAGCUUGCACUACAUGACUCCUCCCCCGCCGGAAUUAUUUCCGCAGCCCAAUAUAGCAAAUGCAGCA
Molecule: messenger RNA, 1200 nt
Organism: Dothidotthia symphoricarpi CBS 119687
Lineage: Eukaryota; Fungi; Ascomycota; Dothideomycetes; Pleosporales; Dothidotthiaceae
Exons: 4
Coding region: 213-854 (213 amino acids)
Molecular function (GO): S-adenosylmethionine-dependent methyltransferase activity
Source: RefSeq, a predicted model, not a curated record